Molecule: messenger RNA, 1716 nt
Organism: Myotis daubentonii (Daubenton's bat)
Lineage: Eukaryota; Metazoa; Chordata; Mammalia; Chiroptera; Vespertilionidae
Gene: BCKDHB
Product: branched chain keto acid dehydrogenase E1 subunit beta
Biological process (GO): branched-chain amino acid catabolic process; response to nutrient
Cellular component (GO): oxoglutarate dehydrogenase complex
Source: RefSeq, a predicted model, not a curated record
CCGCCCUCCUGCGGCCGGGGUGCGGCGGCGCAGCUCGCAAACCCGGCGGCGUGCGGGGAUGGCUGCCGUAGCGGCGAGUGCGGGCCGCCUGUGGAGGCUGCGUGCGGCCAGGGCCGAGGGACACUGGCGUCGGCUGUGUGGUGCGGGGCUGCUGCGGGGCUUCCUGCAGCCCACCUCGGCCGGCGGGGACGCGGCCCCGAGGCGGCAGGUGGCUCACUUCACCUUCCAGCCCGACCCGGAGCCCCAGGAGUACGGACAAACUCAGAAAAUGAACCUUUUCCAGGCAAUAACAAGUGCUUUGGAUAACUCAUUGGCCAAAGAUCCUACUGCAGUAAUAUUUGGUGAAGAUGUUGCCUUUGGUGGAGUCUUUAGAUGUACCGUUGGCUUGCGAGACAAGUAUGGAAAAGAUAGAGUUUUUAAUACCCCAUUGUGUGAACAAGGAAUUGUUGGAUUUGGGAUUGGAAUUGCAGUCACUGGUGCUACUGCCAUUGCAGAAAUUCAGUUUGCAGAUUAUAUUUACCCAGCUUUUGAUCAGAUUGUUAAUGAAGCCGCCAAGUAUCGAUAUCGCUCUGGGGAUCUUUUUAAUUGUGGAAGCCUCACCAUCCGUUCCCCUUGGGGCUGUGUUGGCCAUGGGGCUCUCUACCAUUCUCAGAGUCCUGAAGCUUUUUUUGCCCACUGCCCAGGAAUUAAGGUGGUUGUACCCAGAAGCCCUUUCCAGGCCAAGGGACUUCUUUUGUCAUGCAUAGAGGAUAAAAAUCCUUGUAUAUUUUUUGAACCUAAAAUACUUUACAGGGCAGCAGUGGAACAGGUUCCUGUGGAACCAUACAACAUCCCCCUGUCCCAGGCCGAGGUCAUACAGGAAGGGAGUGAUGUUACUCUAGUUGCCUGGGGCACUCAGGUUCAUGUGAUCCGAGAGGUGGCUUCCAUGGCUCAAGAAAAGCUUGGAGUGUCUUGUGAAGUCAUUGAUCUGAGGACUAUACUACCUUGGGAUGUGGAUACAGUUUGCAAGGUUGUGGCUGAGUACUGAAGCAGGUAGAAUCGGAUUCUCAGUAGCUGAGGUGGUUGCUGUAAAACCCACAUAUAAAAGUACACAAACACAAAUUCUGUAGGAGUGUCUACGAGGCCCUUAAUCAUAUCUCUUCAACUUUUGCUUUGCAUAGAAUUCUAACAAACUUCUUUACUUAGUGCCAUAUCUCACAUUAUUAGAUUUAGAAGCAACACUUUAGAAGAUGGGGAAAAGUUAUGUUGACAGAGAUAAGGAUAUUGGUAAUACUAAAGCUGAUACAUUGAUAGCCUGAGAAAAAGGCACUCUAUGAGAAAAGAAAAACAAUAAAAAGUGCAUAAGAAUAUUUUUUAAAAAAUCACAGCAGUUUUUAGCCAUUUAAUGUAGAAACAAGGUAGACAUCUACCUUGAUCCCAUCUAUAAUAAUAAAAGCAUAAUAUGCUAAUUAGACUGGACAGCUGAAUGACAUUCUGGACGUCCUUCCUGAGGAAACCUUGGCGGCGGGGGCCGAGGCAGAGGCAGUUAGGGGUGAUCAGGCAGGCAGGCGAGCAGUUAGGGAUGAUUGGGCAGGUAGGCAGAGGGGUUAGGGACGAUCAGGCAGUCAGGCAAGUCGUUAGGGAUGAUCAGGCAGGCAGGGGCAGUUAGGGGCAAUCAGGCAGGCAGGUGAGUGGUUAGGGGCGAUCAGGCAGGCAGGCAGGGGCAGUUAGGGGCAA